AUGACCGAUUCUGAAGAAUCACCACGGACAAGUUCUUUAGUAAGUAUGGAAGAAAUCGAACCGUAUGUUAGGCGGAAAAGAGCAGCAUCAGAGAAAAUUAACAAACUUCAAGGAUUGAAUGAAGAGGAACAAAUGGCAUUACGGAUGAACAUAAAUUCUCGAGAGAGAAAACGAAUGCACGAUUUAAAUGAUGCCUUAGAUGAACUUCGUCGAAGUUUACCGUAUUCACAGACACCGAAUUCAAGAAAAAUGUCGAAAAUAAAUACAUUGAUCCUGGCAAGUAGUUGGAUACGACAGUUAACACACGCAAACAACGAACUGAGAAGGCAGCUGGAAGAAAUACGAGGAAGUUCAAGCGCUGAAGCUGAUAGUGCCAAGUGGCCAAAGCUGUCUGCACCACAAACACCGCCAGUGAGCAGUACUUCACAUCUGCACUCAUUGAAUGUUUUAAGGGCUCCAGUUUUUCCGCUCCAUGUAAUGCCAGUACCGCAGAAGUCACUGCUCCGAAUAGCACCGUUACCUUGUGUUAAAUCCAUCAAUGGAGUCUGUUUCUGUAUCAACUGUAUUAUAACUGAGUCAUCGAAUUUGAAAGAAAAUAAUGAUAAAUAA
This is a messenger RNA of Enterobius vermicularis (human pinworm), 609 nucleotides long. Lineage: Eukaryota; Metazoa; Nematoda; Chromadorea; Rhabditida; Oxyuridae. The record is from the annotation of a GenBank genome assembly.